Tarenaya hassleriana is the source of this 1566-nucleotide messenger RNA. RefSeq names its product UDP-glycosyltransferase 76D1. NCBI's taxonomy places the organism in Eukaryota, Viridiplantae, Streptophyta, Magnoliopsida, Brassicales, Cleomaceae. Gene Ontology annotation, molecular function: UDP-glycosyltransferase activity. Bases 117 to 1475 code for a protein of 452 amino acids. The transcript is spliced from 2 exons. The record is from RefSeq and is a predicted model, not a curated record.
AAACUUACUAAUCAAUUCCCAUUUGAUUUGUUGCUUAAAAAUAUAAUUUAUUAAGCUACUAAAUCUCAAAAGUUUUGUCAAAAAAAAAAAAAUCUCAAAAUCAUAACACAGACGCCAUGGAAGAGAUCCGGAAAAGAAUUGUGAUGAUUCCUGCACCAUUCGAAGGCCACUUCCCUCCAUUGAUGAACUUAGCUUCAAACCUUUCUUCAAAAGGCUUUUCGAUCACAGUGAUCAGAACCCAAUUCAAUUUCCACGACAUCUCCGAUCGCUUUCCUGAUUUCGAGUUCUUGAUCAUCCCCGACGGCUUGUCCGAAUCCGACAAGUCUUCUCUCGGACUCGUUGACUUGAUCUUGAAGCUUAACUCUGCAUGUGGACCCCUCUUGAAGGAUCUUCUGACAGUCCGAGAUGAUGUCUCCUGCAUAGUUUACGAUGAAUUCUUGUAUUUUCCCCGAUCUGUCGCAGAGGAUUUGAAUCUUCCCAAGAUGGUGUUUAGUGCUUCUUGUGCAGCCACUUCGAUUUCAAGAUGUGUUCUUAUGGGACUGGUGGAAAAUGGUUUACUCCCUCCUCAAGAAUCAAAAUUUCGUCAGGAAGAGAUCGUACCGGGUUUCCAUCCCUUUAGAUUCAGAGAUCUUCCUACGACAGAAUAUGGUUCCAUGGACAAGUUGAUGACACUAUACGACAAUGUGAGCAAUAGAAACACUUGUUCCGGAAUAAUACACAACACAUCCUACUGCCUAGAGAGCUCAUGCAUCUUGCUUGCACUCGAAAAAUGGAAAGUUCCCGUCUACCAUGUCGGUCCUCUUCACAAAACUGCCUUCGCGACGCUGAUCCCGAGCUCAUUUCCCGAAGAAAGAAGCUGCAUCGAGUGGCUCAACAAGCAAAAACCGAACUCGGUGAUCUACAUAAGCAUGGGAAGCUUGGCCAUCGUGGAAGAGGAGGAAGUGAUGGAAAUGGCUAUGGGGUUGAUGCAAAGCAAGCAACCCUUCUUGUGGGUGAUCAGACCCAGUUCGAUACCCGGAUUCAAAUCCAUAGAUUCGUUUCCCGAUGCUUUCAAAGAAACAAUUGAGGUUGAACGAAGAGGUUUCGUGGUGAAAUGGGCCCCACAAAAGGAGGUAAUUGAGCAUGGAUCCGUGGGAGGGAUCUGGAGCCACUGCGGAUGGAACUCGACAUUGGAGAGUGUUUGUAGCGGCGUCCCUGUGAUCUGCAGGCCGUAUUCGGGAGAUCAGAGAGUGAAUACCCGUCUCAUGACUCAGAUUUGGCGGAUCGGAUUUGAAGUGGGAGGCAAGUUAGAGAGAGGAUUGGUGGAGAGGGCAGUGAAGAAGCUCAUGUUGGAACAAGAAGGUGAAGAGAUGAGGAAGAGAGCCAUAACCUUGAAGGAGAAAAUACAUGCCUCUGUCAGAUUCGGCGGGUCUUCUCACGAAUCAUUGAAUGACUUAGCCUGCUCUAUCAUGUCGCUACCAUCGCCUUCAAGCUGAAAAACCAACUGAAACUCACUUGUAAUCAAUCAAAUCAACCAAGUCCCUGUCGUAAAAAAUCAUAUUGAAAUUCUAGCUAAAUACCGUAAUU